Molecule: messenger RNA, 921 nt
Organism: Phaeoacremonium minimum UCRPA7
Lineage: Eukaryota; Fungi; Ascomycota; Sordariomycetes; Togniniales; Togniniaceae
Exons: 2
Coding region: 1-921 (306 amino acids)
Cellular component (GO): nucleus; cytoplasm
Molecular function (GO): heat shock protein binding
Source: RefSeq, a predicted model, not a curated record
AUGUCCGACCACGAGGAUCUUGUCGAUGGCGAGCCGCCAGUUAUUGACCCUUAUGAGGUCCUGGGCAUUGAGCGCACUGCCACCGCAGACGAGGUCAAGUCUGCAUACCGGAAAGCUGCGUUGCAGAACCACCCUGACAAGGUCCCCGAGGACCAGAAGGCGCAGGCGCAUGAGACAUUCCAGUCCAUUGCCUUCGCAUACGCCGUUCUGUCCGAUCCCGCGCGGCGCAAGAAAUACGAUACAACCGGCUCUACGUCCGAGUCCAUCGUCGACUCUGACGGCUUCAAUUGGAGCGACUUCUACCGCGAACAGUACCGCGACUCGAUUUCAGCCGAUGCAAUCAAGAAAUUCGCCAAGAAGUACAAGAAGUCGGAUGAGGAGAAGGAUGACAUCCUGGUUGCCUACGAGCAGUCCGAGGGCGACAUGGACGCGAUCUACGAAAGCGUCAUGCUCAGUAAUGUUCUCGAGGACGACGAGCGAUUUAGGGCUAUCAUUGACGAUGCUAUUGAAAGCGGUGACGUGCCGGCUUUCACAAAAUACACCAAGGAGUCCAAGAAGUCCAGGCAAGCGAGGAUCAAAGCCGCCCAAGCAGAAGCUGGCGAAGCGGAGGAGUAUGCGAAGGAGCUCGGUGUUCAUGAUAAACUAUUCGGCGAGAAGAAGAGCAAAGGCAAGGGAAAGUCAGCCGAGGAUGGCCUUGCUGCUCUGAUUCGAAAGAGACAGGAAGACCGUGGAAGCAGCUUCUUGGAUGCUCUAGCAGAGAAGUACGGAGCCACUCCGAAGGGCAAGAAGGGCAAGAAGCGGGCUGUGGAGGACGAAGAGCCAGAUGAGGAGGCAUUCCAAGCUGCUGCGGCCCGCUUGAACAAGAAGAAAUCAUCGGAGCCUGCUUCGUCCAAAUCCGGCACAAAGAAGGCUAGACGUUGA